Rhinocladiella mackenziei CBS 650.93 is the source of this 3105-nucleotide messenger RNA. RefSeq lists its product as uncharacterized. Gene Ontology annotation, biological process: protein processing. The coding region runs from base 1 to 3105 and encodes 1034 amino acids. The transcript has a single exon. Gene Ontology annotation, molecular function: metal ion binding. The record is from RefSeq and is a predicted model, not a curated record. Lineage: Eukaryota; Fungi; Ascomycota; Eurotiomycetes; Chaetothyriales; Herpotrichiellaceae. Gene Ontology annotation, cellular component: mitochondrial matrix.
AUGCUUCGGCAUGGCCUCCGACCUGGCCUUCAUCGUUACGCCAGAACCCGCAGCUCCAAACUCCUAGCAUCCUUGACAUCGUGGCCCCAAAGAGGAUAUGCGUCGAUCACAGAUGUGGAGGCCUAUCCAAAGCCCGGGAAGGCAAUUCAUGGAUUCACGUUAAAACAGAUCAAGCACGUUCCUGAAUUGCAUUUGACAGCUUUGAGAUUGGAGCAUGACAAGACGGGGGCGGAAUACUUGCAUGUGGCCCGGGAUGACAAGAACAAUGUCUUCGCCAUCAACUUCAAGACCAAUCCUGAGGAUAGAACGGGCCUACCGCACAUUCUAGAACAUGUCACUCUAUGCGGAAGCGAGAAGUACCCAGUACGAGAUCCAUUCUUCAAGAUGAUGCCUAGAUCCCUUGCGAAUUUCAUGAAUGCCUUUACGUCUGCAGACUAUACCUCUUAUCCUUUUGCAACCACCAAUCCACAAGAUUUCCGAAAUUUGUCGUCCGUCUAUCUUGAUGCAACCCUUCAUCCCUUGCUCAAGCGUUCGGAUUUCUUGCAAGAGGGAUGGCGGCUGGGACCUGAAGAUCCACGAGAGGUGGCAACGGAGGACAACAUCAAGUUCAAAGGAGUGGUGUACAAUGAGAUGAAAGGCCAGCUGUCCGACGCGAGCUAUCUGUUCUAUAUUAGGUUUAGAGAACACCUCUUCCCGUCUCUACAUAAUUCCGGGGGAGACCCAGAGGUGAUGACUGGACUGACACAUGAACAACUCGUCGACUUUUCUCGCCAACAUUACCAUCCUAGUAAUGCAAAGAUCUUUUCCUACGGCAGUUUGAGUCUGGCUGAGCAACUCCAAAUUGUGGACGAAACGAUAUCAAAAUUUGAGAAGGGAUCUCCUGAUUCCGAGCCCAGGUACCCGAUUGACUUAUCUAUCGGGCCACUUUCUUUUGAAGUGGGGGGGCCCAUUGACACGAUGCAGCCUCCAGAUCGACAGUUUAAGUCUUCUAUCACUUGGAUGGGGUGUCCUUCCUCAGAUCUUGUGGAGACAUUUUCUGUCAGUAUCAUGAUGUCUCUGUUGAUGAAUGGGUAUGGCUCUCCCCUCUACCAGGGAUUGAUCGAAUCCUCGUUAGGGACAAACUUCAGCCCAAAUUCUGGCUACGAUAGUUCGGCCCGGGUAGGAAUGUUCUCGAUUGGCUUAGAUGGUAUGAGGGCGGAAGAUAUUCCUGCUUUGAAAGGCACAAUUCAAACGAUAUUGCGAGAAAAGGCCCAUGAGGCCUUCUUGCCCCACAAAAUUGAAGGUUAUAUGCAUCAGUUGGAGCUUGCUCUAAAGCAUAAAACCGCAAACUUUGGUAUAGGGUUGUUGGAGAAAUCCCUCGCUGGAUGGUUCAAUGGUGUUAAUCCGGUGGAUGGUCUGGCCUGGAACGACAUAAUCGACGCCUUCAAGCAACAUUUGAAAGAGGAGAAAUACCUGGAAAACCUCGUUCAAAAGUACAUCAUGAACGACAAAUGCAUGCAAUUCACCAUGAAGCCGUCGGAGUCAUAUGGAUCAGAUUUGGAAGCUCGAGAAGAGCGGCGGCGGCAGAACAUCCUGGAAGAAUUCAAGAAGAGUGCCAGUUCCCCUGAAGCCGCCAUUUCCGAACUUGGUCGGCAAGAACUUGAGCUGCUUGAAGAACAAGAGACGGCGCAGUACGAGAACCUAGACACCCUUCCCACUCUUCGCGUUAACGACAUUGCUCGAGAGAUGGAGAGAAAACCACGAUACUAUUCCCAAAUUGGUGAUGUGAAUUGCCUGUGGCGGGAGACCUCGACAAAUGGAAUCACUUACUUCCAGGCAAAACACCUGCUAAAAGAUCUUCCUGAAGAACUCAGACUUUUGAUGCCUCUUUUCACCGACUCUCUGAUGCGUUUGGGUACGAAGACAAAAUCUGUCGGGGAUAUCGAAGCUGAAAUCCUCCUGAAGACCGGUGGCAUAUCUAUCUCUACGUUUGCUGCACCUGAACCAUGGAGUCUAGAUGAAUUCCACGAGGGUUUCCUCAUUGAUGGAUAUGCUCUGGACCGAAAUGUUCCAGCCAUGUUCGAUCUCAUCCGUUCCCUGCUGACGGAGAUUGAUUUCUCGGAUCCAAAGGCUGUCUCUGCAAUUCAGGAGCUGCUUGAAGCCAAAACAUCGGGUGCCUUAGACUCUGUUGCUGAGAGUGGGCAUCAUUUUGCCGUUACAAGUGCUUCUGCUGCAUUGACGAGGAGAGGCAGGAUCCAAGAUCAAUUAUCUGGCCUCACCCAAAUAGAGUCCACAGCCAGGAUACUCGAUGCCGCUCGACGUGAUCCUCAAAGUCUUCAGGAAGUCAUUCGGAAGCUACGAAAGAUCCAGUCAAUCGCCAUCUCCAACUCUUCCAAUCUAUCGAUGCGCAUUGUCUGCGAACCUGAUUCAGUCCCUACGAAUCAACAGCUGAUCGAAGAAUUUCUCGAAAAGUUGCCCAAGGGUGACCCGACAAUCUCUGGCUCCACCGCGUCCGAUACGAUUGCUGGGUCUUCUCUGUCGCGACGUGCCUUCUUCGAUUUACCCUUCCAAGUUUCCUAUACUGGAACUUGUCUACAGACCGUACCAUAUUCUUCUCCAGACAAGGCACCACUCACAGUACUUGGUCAGCUUCUUGUCCAUAAUUUCCUACACCCAGAAGUCAGAGAAAAGGGUGGAGCUUAUGGAGCGUCAGCCAGUGCCAGUCCUAUCAGCAGCCUUUUCACCAUGUCCUCUUAUCGCGACCCCAAUCCUCGCAAUUCUCUCAAUGUCUUUCAGCGGGCUGGCGUCUAUGCUCGAGACAAAGAUUGGAGCAGUCGUGAACUUGAGGAGAGCAAGCUGAGCAUCUUUCAGGGCAUCGAUGCACCGAGAAGCGUUAGCAGCGAAGCGAGCAAAGAAUUCAUGUACGGAAUAACCGAAGAUAUGGAUCAAAGGAUGCGCGAAGGAUUACUGGACGUCACGAAGGCUGAUGUCCAAAAUGUCGCGCAAAAAUACCUGGUUGACCUACCUGCCGAGCUGAAAUCAGUGUGCGUUCUUGGAGAAAAGAAAACCUGGAUCGGACAAGAUCCAGAAAAGUGGCAAAUGAAAAGUUUAAAAAUGUCUGCCUAA